AUGAAGUUCACCAUCGCUACCAUCACUCUGGCCGCUAGUUCGGCAUUCGCUGCCCCUGCGGAAAUCAAGCGAUCCACCAAUUUCGAGGUGACAGACUUUUGGGCCACAGUAUCAUCCGUGACAAGCGGCGCCUACAUGCACUUUGUCCUCACAGAUCCCAACUAUCUAAAUGACACCCCAACGGACUGCAACUUGAUCUGGACUUACGGCAGCUCGCCAAAGCUGAAUGCCCGAUGCAACAACGGGGAAUACUAUAUUCGAUUCCCGCAGGGCCCCCCUGAUUUUAAUCUGUUCACUCUUGAGCUUGAGAGAGUCAAUGGUACUAUUCCCGAGGAUCGUCAGAUCCUGCUGAGCUCGAACGCAAACGGAGGAGCGCCUGGCACCAAGUGGAUUUGCAAGAACAACCCCUCGGAGGAUAUUUCGAUUCGCUGCGAUUACGAAGGCACUCUGGGGUUCUGA
Penicillium brasilianum is the source of this 459-nucleotide messenger RNA. The record is from the annotation of a GenBank genome assembly. Lineage: Eukaryota; Fungi; Ascomycota; Eurotiomycetes; Eurotiales; Aspergillaceae.